This is a messenger RNA of Papilio polytes (common Mormon), 1267 nucleotides long. Its product is annotated as aminoacylase-1A-like. The coding region runs from base 90 to 1007 and encodes 305 amino acids. The record is from RefSeq and is a predicted model, not a curated record. The transcript has 8 exons. Gene Ontology annotation, molecular function: aminoacylase activity. NCBI's taxonomy places the organism in Eukaryota, Metazoa, Arthropoda, Insecta, Lepidoptera, Papilionidae.
CGGCUAAUUAUAAGGACGGCUGGGACUUUCCCCCAUUCUCGGCACAUGUUAACGAUGAGUGUGAAGUUGUCGGUCGCGGCACACUAAAUAUGAAAUCAAUUGCAAUCCAAUACUAUGAAGCUAUGAAUCGAAUACAGCAAAAUACAACAUUGCUUAGAGACGUUUAUAUGAUUAUUACACCAGACAAAAUUUCGGGAUCUUUAAACGGAAUUGCCUUGUUCGCUAAAACCGAAGAAUUCAAAGCAAUUAAUGUCGGUGUUGCUCUGGACGUUGGCAUCCCAACUCCAACUUCAGAAAUUCAGAUUGUCAAUCAAGAUAAAACUCAAUGCAUAAUACAACUGGAUUGCUACGGGGAACCCAUACAUAGUGCGUUUCUACCAGAUGUUAAGACCACAGCGGCUGACCCGUGCGGACGUUUCUUCGUAGGUUUCACUCAGUUCAGGGAGGAACAAUACAGAUUGUCACUGGAGAGCGAGGACUCUAGUGAAUAUACAGCAGCAAAUCUCAUCGGUGUUAAAGGAGUAACUCCAUACCGAAUAGUGCCUUCGCAUUUUAGAUAUUUUUACGUAGCAUAUUUGGCGCACAACACUUCUAUUGCUGAUUUUAAUAGAACGGUCCGAGGAUGGGUUCCAGAAGGCGAAAAUGUUAAAAUAAGUGUAUACUACGAAGCUACGAGAAGCGCUACAACUAAGGCAGACAAUACUAACCCUUACUGGGUGGCUAUUGAAGAAGCAUUCAAAGAACUAAACAUUACUGUGCGUCCGUCUACAAUACCCACAACAACGGAUGCUAAAUUCAUUGUAGAAGCUUCAAUACCUACAUUCGGUAUAUCUCCGCAGCGCUUCACGGUGCCUUUGAUUGGUGGAGUUAACGAACGUCUCUCGAUAACUGUCUUCAAUGAAGGUAUCAGGAUUUACCAGAAGAUCAUUCCGCAUCUCGCUAAUUUACCAAAAGAUAAAAUUGCUGAGGACCCUGGGACUUAUUUGAUUCAACCUACUAUCAUAUAAAAUGGAUAAAUGUCUAAAGAGUUUCUAGUUUAGUAACUUAUUUUAUAACUGUCCCUUUUAAUACUUUAAAACAGUGUGUUAUUUUAUAGCUCUUGUGACAAUUGUUUAUAGUUAGCUUAUUCUACGCACAAUUUAUUUUUAAAUUAAUUAUUUUUUUUAAUUGCUAUAUUUGUAAAAUUUAAAUAUUAAAAAAAUGUUAAUCUUACACGAAUUGUUAAAAUGUAAAUUUGCUCUGUACUGAUUAAACUUUGAUUUUCACC